This is a messenger RNA of Trypanosoma theileri, 939 nucleotides long. RefSeq lists its product as uncharacterized. The coding region runs from base 1 to 939 and encodes 312 amino acids. The record is from RefSeq and is a predicted model, not a curated record. NCBI's taxonomy places the organism in Eukaryota, Euglenozoa, Kinetoplastea, Trypanosomatida, Trypanosomatidae. The transcript has a single exon.
AUGAUGAUGAUGAUGCGCCGUGUGAUGUGCGUGUUGGCCGUUGUGCUGUGCUGCCCCUGCGGGUAUACCAUGACGGCGGCUGCUUCUACUGCUGGACAACUAAAGGCGGUGAUGGCGCUUGACGGCAUUCCUGGUGGUGACGGUGCCUUCGAAGAAUACGAUCCUGAUAUUUUUCGAAACACUCAUCGUGGAGGCAGUGGCUCUUCUUCUGAAUCCCGUUCUCUGCCUGCUACCGGAAUUCAUCCUAGUAACUCACAAGAGCAGGACAUUCAUAGUAGACCAGGUGUGUCGGAACAAAGAGACGAAAGACAAGAAGUACCAGUUCCAGCACCACUCCCAGGACCACUCGAAGCACCAGUCAAAGGACCAGCACAACCACCUUCUGAGGGACCACAUGUUGAUCAGAACGUUGUGAAACAUGGAGAAAAGCAACCACAAAUCACUUCUUCGCCUGUUCAAGAGGAUGGCACCCAACAUGUUAGUGCUGCUGUCAGUUCAUCGGUUAUUUCUGCCCCUCAAGCGGAGAGGAGUACCUCUACUAAUGGAGGUGGUGAUAGUGCUGAAGAACACACCGAAACUCAGCAGUCUAAUCCACCUAAAGAAGGUAACCCAGGAUCAUCAAAUAACACAGGGGAUAACAUUGUACCUGGCGAUAAUAAUACUCCUCAACAAUCUUCUCCUGCACCUGUUAAUGCAACUGCCACACCAGACUCACAAGAAACAAAUACCACUACUCCGCCGAUCUCCGAUAACACUACCACAGAAGCACCAACCACCACUACAUCACCUGUUCCUGUACCCAACGCAGAGAUCAGCAACACCAUCACUUCCACCCCAAAAAACAAGGCUAAUGCUGACAGCAGUAUCAGUUCUGUGUGGAUGCACACUGCAGCACCGCUGCUGAUUGUGGCUCUGUUGUUCUCCUUUACUGUGUACUAA